GCGAUGGUGGACGUGCUGGGCGGGCGGCGCCUGGUGACCCGUGAGGGCACGGUGGUGGAGGCCGAGGCGGCGCUGCAGAACAAGGUGGUAGCUUUGUACUUUGCGGCGGGCCGGUGCGCGCCCAGUCGCGACUUCACGCCGCUGCUCUGCAACUUCUACACGGAGCUGGUGAGCGAGGCGCGGCGGCCCGCACCCUUCGAGGUGGUUUUCGUGUCGGCGGAUGGCAGCGCGGAGGAGAUGUUGGACUUCAUGCGCGAGCUGCACGGCUCCUGGCUGGCAUUGCCCUUCCACGACCCCUAUCGGCAUGAACUGAAGAAGAGGUACGACAUCACCGCCAUCCCCAAGCUGGUGGUCAUCAAGCAGAACGGAGCUGUCAUCACCAGCAAAGGGCGGAAGCAGAUCCGGGAGCGCGGGCUAGCUUGCUUUCAGAACUGGGUGGAAGCAGCCGAUGUUUUCCAAAACUUCUCCGGCUGA
Messenger RNA from Mus pahari (shrew mouse), 474 nucleotides. It is a transcript of the gene Nxnl2, whose product is annotated as nucleoredoxin like 2. Bases 4 to 474 code for a protein of 156 amino acids. The record is from RefSeq and is a predicted model, not a curated record. The transcript is spliced from 2 exons. Lineage: Eukaryota; Metazoa; Chordata; Mammalia; Rodentia; Muridae. Gene Ontology annotation, biological process: sensory perception; photoreceptor cell maintenance.